Dentiscutata erythropus is the source of this 389-nucleotide messenger RNA. The record is from the annotation of a GenBank genome assembly. NCBI's taxonomy places the organism in Eukaryota, Fungi, Glomeromycota, Glomeromycetes, Diversisporales, Gigasporaceae.
AUAAAACGAUACCUUCAUAUUGCAAAAAUUGAAACAAAAACGUCACAAUUACCAUGGUAUUCAAAAAUUGAACCCUUAGCUACACAUAUUCAAAAAGUUUAUCACUUAAUAUCUCAACUUCCAAAAAGUAAAGCAUUUGAUAUUUAUAUGGAUAACUUUUUUACAAGUAUUAAUCUAUUUAGUUAUAUGAGAAAAAAUGGAUAUGGCGGUUGUGGAACAGUAAGAACUAAUACUUCAAAAUUUCCUACUUGUUUAAAACUAAAAAAAUCUCAAAAAUUAGAAUGGGAUACUCUUUCUGGAGUAGUUGUGGACGAUGUUUUGGCUGUAUUUUGGAUGGACAAUGGCCCAGUGACAAUGUUAACAACUAUACAUGAAGUUUUAGGUGAGGA